AAAAGCAUGAGCAUGGGGAGCACGGCGCGUGGUUCACAGCAUGCUCAGUGAUGAGAGCAUGAUCCACAGGCAGGUUUUAUUCUCUCAGGAUUUGAUGUGCUUUGAGUUGGCGAGUCAUUAUGCUGCUGCACCUGUGUGGUGUUAAGGUCAGUGCUCUUCACAAGAUAUCUUCAUCAUCCUCACCCAGCUUUUACCUCACACCACAUCAUGUGUGCAUCGAGGUUUAGUGGCGGGUCAUCUCUACAUUGAAUGUGUGUAAGAGAGAGAAAAGAUGAUAUUUCUGAACAAAUUUCUCUUUUUUCACUUGUCUUCUUGCACAACGCUCCAUUUGCAUGGAACCAAGUGUUCUUUUGAGAUUGGCCCUAAUUUUCAAGGAAAGUCUGCUAAAGGUCAAGCUCUCAAAUUAUUACCAAAGUUUGUGAAUGUCAAGACAAAAUUAACAUCAUGUUCAGAAGAACCUGUACCAGAGCAGGUUUCUGACUGCUAUGUCCUCGCCAUCACGGAGCUCCCAGAACCAUCGGCGAUGUAAAAACAGGGCACGCUAUAGCCUCACAGCUGAGCAAUGCCCCACCAUCGAUCCCAGCAGCCCCUUAGCCCUGCCACGAUCCUCCAGCGACCCAGACCUGGUAUCAACCCACAGCCGCUCCACCCUCACAGUCAGCACCUCCAUCUACAGCAUCGGACAGCCGGAGGACAUCCUCAUCUGCUGGGACAUCAAAGAGGAGGUGGAUGCUGGAGACUGGAUCGGCAUGUACCUGAUUGAUGAGGUUCUUUCAGAUAACUUUCUGGACUACAAGAACCGUGGGGUAAAUGGAUCACAUAAAGGGCAGAUUGUUUGGAAGAUUGAUGCCAGCUCAUACUUUAUAGAGUCUGAGACCAAGAUUUGUUUCAAGUAUUACCAUGGAGUGAGCGGAGCACUGAGAGCCACUACCCCCUGCGUAACUGUGAGAAACCCUUCUGCCAUUGUCUUAAAGCCUGUAAUGACUCAGGAUGUCACUCAGAGUCUGGGCAACAGGAAGCUCAUCAGCUUUUCUCUGUCAGACAUCCAAGCAUUGGGUCUGAAGAAAGGAAUGUUCUUUAAUCCUGAUCCAUAUUUAAAGAUUGCGAUCCACCCUGGAAAGCAUAGCAUCUUUCCUGCUCUCCCUCACCAUGGUCAGGAAAAGAGAUCUGGCAUCAUCUGCAAUACCAUCAACCCUGACUGGAAGAGAGAGAGAUUUAACUUUGUCUCUUUACCAACGGAUGUUUUGGAGAUUGAGGUCAAAGACAAAUUUGCCAAGAGUAGACCCAUCAUUAAACGUUUUUUGGGCAAGCUGUCUGUGCCUGUUCAACGGCUGCUGGAAAAGCAUGCAAUUGGAGACCGUGUGAUAAGCUAUGCUCUAGGCCGCAGGCUGCCAACGGAUCAUGUCAGUGGACAGCUGCAGUUUCGCUUUGAGAUAACAUCUUCUAUUCAUCCAGAUGAUGAGGAGGUGUCUGUUAAUGCAGAUGCUGCUGUGACCCCUGACGAACAGGAAGUGGAGGAGUUAAAUAUCGACCCAACACCAACUGCUGACUUGGAUGCUAAAGAUGACAAUCUAAACGAGCUCAAUGAGAAUAUCUGUCUGGAUGUUGAGGCAGAGAAUACGUUAGCUCUAUCUUUUUCUACUAAACCUAGUUCUCCUGUUCAUAAUGUGUCUAGCAUAGAGGAAACAGAGGAGGUUGAAAAUGUAGAGGAGGCACCAGAUGAUGAAGAAAACAAACCACUGGAGGAUGUGCCAUGCACACUUCAGCUCACUAAACAUCAGGACAACAACCCUGAGGAACCACUUGCAGAGCUGAGAGAGAUGCAUCAUGAUGGGGAUACUGAAGUUACAGAGAAUUUUGUAGAAGCUCAUGGAGAUGAAUCUGCAGACAAAAUAGGGACAAGAGAUAAUGGAGUAAAUGAAGAAGCCAUUAGGGUAAGUACAGAGGUUGAAGAUACCACAGAAGUGGAAGGAGCAACAGGCUCCGACCAGACAGACCUAAGAGAGGAGGGAGAGGGUGAGAGUGCAGACCCAGGUUCUCCAAGGACAACUUGUAUGAUAAAGCGAAAGGCAAUGAAGCGCCGUCCCUGCUCGCUUCCUGUCUCUGAACUUGAGACAGUCAUUGCUUCAUCUUGCACAGAACCUGAAACACCGCGAUCACACUAUAUCCGUAUACACCACCUCCUGCACAGCCUUCCAUCUGCUCAGCAUGGCUCCCGCAGUCAAGAUGAUGAGGAGACGGUUGGUCUAGAUUCUUCUGAGGGUGUCAGCCUAAAACCUGAAGAGAGUGAAAAGGAGGUGGCUGAUGAGAACGAAGAAGGAUCAAGCGAGGCUCGGUCUCCAUCAAUAGUCCCAGAGUGUAUAGGGCCUUGUUGUUGCAGGAUUCUGACUCCGAGCCUCUCUAUCGAACGCCUGUCUGAGCUCAACCAGCUCUUAGAGGGUGGAACUCGCUCACGUCUAGAGAGUGAGGACGGGGAAACUGAAAGCGUUGGAGGAGGCUAUCGUGUUCACAGGGAGAGUGAGUGUGAACUGUGUGACAACUCGUGCUACAGCACCUCAUGUUACAGCACAUCCUGCUACAGUACAUCUUGUUACAGCAACUCAGGUCAGGAGGGACGAAACCGCCUGUGCAGCCACACACGCCUGUCAUCUGUGGACAGCACACGUCUUUCAGAGAGCACUGUAUUCUCCUCGCAGGAGGAAGAGGAUGAGAAUAGUGCAUUUGAGUCAGUAACAGACUCAGGACAGAGUCCAGAGGCAAGAGAGUUAGGAUCCACCCAGUGGAUGGAGGAGCAAAAUGAGGGAGGUCAAUCUCAGUCUCCAGUAGCUGGACCCAGUGUUGGGUCAGCAGGGGCUAGUCACCAUCCAAUCAGUCAGCUUCCUGCUAUGCGGGCCGUCUCUAACCAUUACCCCAGUGUUGAUGAAUCAUUACCACCAAACUGGGAAGCCAGGAUAGACAGUCAUGGUCGUGUCUUCUACGUUGACCAUGUGAAUCGCACCACCACAUGGCAAAGACCCAGCCAAGGGACAAAAUGUCCUAGCAUGCACCGCUCCAACUCCAUCCAGCACAUGGAGCAACUCAACAGGAGGUAUCAGAACAUCCAGAGGACCAUGGCUACUGAGGAUGAGAUUAGUGGCCAAAGGUUGGAGAGCAGCAGCAGCCCAGAGAAUGAGACUGAUCUCCCGUCUCAGCCUGCUGAUUCAAGGAGAGAAGGCUCAUCCUCCCCAAUUAGAAAUCAAAAGAUCACUCUGCUCCUGCAAAGUCCAGCAGUCAAGUUUGUAACUAAUCCAGAAUUCUUCACUGUUCUACACUCCAAUUAUGGGGCAUACCGGGUGUUCACCAACAGCACCUGCCUAAAGCACAUGAUUCUGAAAAUCCGGCGAGACGCUCGUAACUUUGAACGUUACCAGCAUAACCGUGACCUUGUCACGUUCCUUAACAAGUUUGCAGACACACAGCUGGAGCUGCCGAGAGGCUGGGAGAUCAAAGUAGAUCCUCAGGGCAAGUCAUUUUUUGUGGACCACAACAGUCGAGCCACCACCUUCAUCGAUCCCAGAAUCCCCUUACAGAACGGAUGUUUGCCUAAUCACCUCACACAUAGGCAACAUCUACAGAGACUACGCAGUUAUAGUGCUGGAGAGGCAUCUGAUGUGUCCCGCAGUCGGGUUGCGUCUCCCUUACCCAGGCCUGGCAACAGCCUUGUAGCUGCCAUAAGGAGCCAGCACCAGAAUGAUUCAGUGCCCUUAGCAUAUAAUGAAAAGAUUGUGGCUUUUCUACGCCAGCCAAAUAUCUUGGAGUCACUGCAGGAGAGGCAGCCUAGUUUGGCCCGCAAUCAUACACUCAGGGAGAAGAUUCAUUACAUUAGGACUGAGGGGGCACAGGGGUUGGAGAAGCUGUCUUGUGAUGCAGACCUGGUUAUGUUGUUAAGUUUGUUUGAAGAGGAGAUUAUGUCAUACAUCCCGGCUCAUCCAUUCCAUCCUGGCCUCAACUUCUCCCCGAGAUGCUCUCCUGGAUCCUCACCCCAGAAUUCACCAGGACUGCAGAGAGCCAGGGCACCUGCUCCAUAUCGCAGGGACUUUGAAGCCAAACUGCGCAAUUUUUACAGGAAGCUUGAAGCUAAGGGCUAUGGCCAAGGGCCAGGAAAAAUCAAGCUGAUCAUCAGAAGAGAGCACCUACUUGAAGGCACCUUUAAUCAUGUGAUGGCUUAUUCGCGCAAGGAGCUCCAGAGGAAUAAACUUUACAUCACAUUUGUGGGAGAAGAAGGUCUGGACUACAGCGGGCCUUCGAGAGAGUUCUUCUUUUUGCUGUCUCAGGAGCUCUUUAACCCAUACUAUGGUCUGUUCGAAUACUCAGCCAACGAUACAUACACUGUUCAGAUUAGCCCCAUGUCUGCCUUCGUAGAGAAUCAUCUAGAGUGGUUCCGCUUCAGUGGACGUAUUUUGGGCUUGGCAUUGAUUCAUCAAUACCUACUGGAUGCAUUUUUCACCAGGCCAUUCUACAAAGCCCUCCUCAGACUAGCGACCGAUCUGAGCGAUUUAGAGUAUCUGGAUGAGGAGUUCCAUCAGAGCCUGCAGUGGAUGAAAGACAAUGUUAUUACAGACAUUCUGGACCUGACCUUCACUGUGAAUGAGGAAGUCUUUGGACAGGUAACUGAAAGAGAGUUGAAGUCUGGAGGAACCAACAUUCAGGUUACAGAGAAAAACAAGAAGGAGUACAUUGACAGAAUGGCCAAGUGGAGAGUGGAGAGAGGGGUGGUGCAGCAGACAGAAGCUUUGGUUCGGGGUUUCUACGAGGUAAUAGAUUCACGUCUGGUGUCUGUUUUCGAUGCACGGGAGCUGGAGCUGGUCAUUGCAGGAACAGCAGAAAUUGACUUGAAUGACUGGAGGUCCAACACAGAAUAUAGAGGAGGCUACCAUGAUGGACAUAUCGUGAUUCGUUGGUUUUGGGCGGUGGUGGAGCACUUCAACAAUGAGCAGAGGCUUCGUUUGCUGCAGUUUGUGACGGGUACAUCCAGCGUGCCAUAUGAGGGCUUUGCAGCUUUGCGUGGGAGCAACGGCCCACGCCGCUUCUGCAUCGAGAAAUGGGGCAAGAUCAGCUCUCUACCCAGGGCUCACACAUGCUUUAACCGUCUGGAUUUGCCUCCAUACCCUUCCUACACCAUGUUGUAUGAGAAACUGAUAAUUGCUGUGGAGGAGACGAGCACUUUUGGUCUGGAAUGAAAAGUUCUUGCAAAACGGAGAGACUAUAUUUUAUAAACUGAUUUUAAGUGACCAUAUCCUUAAGGGACUGCAAUUUUAUAAUUGAAUUCAUCUUAGCAUUGGUUCGUUUUUGUUUUAUUUUUGUGUUUAACUGAAAGCGCAUGAAGUAUGUUAUGGAAUUAUUGUAUAUAUUGUAUUAUUAUGGGGAUGAGGGACGGGGAAAUCCAGUACUAGUGCGUAGUGUAAACCUGCAUCCAGCCUACAAUGUAGUAUAUCUGACUGAAUUGUCAUGCUAAUGUUCAUGUUUAUAAGGAGGCUUUUUUAACAUUAUCUUGCUGAUACGCUGUUAUUGUGCAUGGAGGAUAAAGCCCACCUGAUGUGCAGUUAUCUAAGGGCCUUAAUACUGUAAGAGGACAUGACAUUAAUUAACAUCCUUGACUUGCUUGAUACCAGGCAAAGCUCUGUGAACAUUCCCUGUUUUUCUAACAAUACAUGAGUUCAAGAUGACCAUAUGAUGGAAAGAGGUGCACACACCUAACUACAAUCAUCUAAAUAAUGUUUGGAUCUGAGAUCCCAUUUCUAACCUUUAUUCACUGUCAGAUGGAUGGAGUAUUAAAUCAGAAAGCUAAAAUCUCAUUUCUAUGAAUAGCUUGAAAAAGGAACUAUUGGUUUGAUUGGUGCAUUAUAUCACAAGGUCUCAGUGAUGACAUCAUUAGAAUGGGAAGAACUUUCACAUCUACAUGCACACACUUAGACAACUAGGCAGCUGUAUUUGGACAAUGUGUCCUUAGUCUAUAUAGAAAACACGAAAGGAUUAUGAAGUACAAUAAUCCACCUUGUUCAUAAUCUGGGCUAGAAAGAAAUCAGUUCCUCACUUCUUCAUGCCAUUCUGUGUGCAUUUCUUUUCAGUAAGAAUCUUACACAUGAAUCCCAAAUUAUCCACUUUAGAUUGUAUACUAGCAGCAAAUAAUCUGAUGGGGCUACCAAAAUAUGUAUCCCCCAUACUGAGGUCCAUGUGUCAGGUAGCCUGGCAGACUGCAAUUACGACCUUACUCUAUGUUAUGUCAUUGUCCUCUAACUCAAGGAGAUACCGAGGUACAAAGGAAACAGGAUGUUCUGGGUGAUGUAAGGGAAUUUACUGUAUACCCAGAUUAGCAUCCUAAUCUUUUCUAAAUGCACUGGUAUUUCCAAUUUCAAAGGUAUGUCUUGAGUGUGUUCACUCAGGGAUUCUUUUGUGAUCCUUUCAAGCUAAGGGUCAUUUAUUCAGAUGAUUCCGAUGCACAGUGGAAGGCAUGGUCGUGUUGCUUUCAUUCCAAUCACUUGUCUUUUAAAUAAAACAAAUAGAUCUAUAUGCAAAGCCAAGAAAACAGAUAAACCUAAACCAGAAUAUUAGUCUUAUACUAGUAUUUAUUAGAAAUAUGCCAAUGUUUGCCAUUAUGCCAAACAACAGGCCCAGGACUGAGAAACAAAAUGGAAUAUGCAAUGAACAUAAGGAGCCUUGAUAAAGCAGUGCAUUUGAAGUUAACAUAAUUUUUCCACCGCACGCUUCAGCCAUUGUAAUCCAUGAUUAUGUAAAGCAAUAUAUUGAGCCCACAGAGAUAUCCAUGUGUAAGAACUAGGGAUUUACACCAAUUCAUCUAAUAGAUUCAUUAUAAUUGUUUUUAAUCAGCAUGGAUGUGAUCAGAUGUUUUACAGUGUUUUACAGCGUAUUCAAUGUGUACACCUUUCUAAUGUGUUUAUUUAUAUAUUUAUUUGGGUUUUUUUUGUUUUGUUUUCUUGCGAAGGGACCAUGAAUAAAUCACAGAGAAAUUUUCAUAACAUUACACUAAUGCCUAUGAUCUACUCCUGUAAUGCACUGAAUUAUUUAAAUAUGUA
Silurus meridionalis is the source of this 7073-nucleotide messenger RNA. Its product is annotated as E3 ubiquitin-protein ligase HECW1. Gene Ontology annotation, biological process: regulation of dendrite morphogenesis. Lineage: Eukaryota; Metazoa; Chordata; Actinopteri; Siluriformes; Siluridae. Bases 486 to 5219 code for a protein of 1577 amino acids. The record is from RefSeq and is a predicted model, not a curated record. Gene Ontology annotation, molecular function: protein binding; ubiquitin-protein transferase activity. The transcript has 30 exons.